Molecule: messenger RNA, 1357 nt
Organism: Gossypium raimondii (Peruvian cotton)
Lineage: Eukaryota; Viridiplantae; Streptophyta; Magnoliopsida; Malvales; Malvaceae
Product: expansin-A11
Exons: 3
Coding region: 311-1078 (255 amino acids)
Biological process (GO): plant-type cell wall organization
Cellular component (GO): extracellular region
Source: RefSeq, a predicted model, not a curated record
UAGCAUGUGGGUGUGAGAGAGAACGUGGGAAUAAUUGAAUGAGACUCAGAAAUCUGGAGCCUCUGCAGGGAUAAUUCAUUUUCUAAAAAAGAAAAAAAUUGCUUAAAAUGAAUCGGUUGUUCAUUUCUUCUCUACUUGCAGGGAUCACAUGUGAGGCUGUUGCAUGGAAGACCCUUAUUUAAACACCCCCCAUUCUUCUUCUUGGAAAUGCCAGUAAAUGUAAAUACAUUCAUUCCCAAUAGUACUUCCUUACCAAUCUUGUUCUUCUUCUUUCUUCUCCAAACAUAUAUUGCCUUCGAACUUCCAAGAAAUGGCAAAAAUCAUUGUUGCAUUAGCCAUCUUACUUGGAUUCUGCUAUCUAGCUAGCACCGUGCAUGCCUUCACGGCUUCUGGCUGGACUAAAGCUCAUGCCACAUUUUAUGGAGGCGGCGAUGCUUCGGGAACUAUGGGGGGAGCUUGUGGGUAUGGGAACUUGUAUUCGACUGGCUAUGGAACAAGGACUGCUGCUUUAAGUACUGCCUUGUUCAAUAAUGGAGCUUCAUGUGGACAAUGCUAUAAGAUCAUGUGUGACUAUCAGACAGAUCCCAGAUGGUGCAUAAAAGGAACAUCCGUGACCAUUACAGCAACAAACUUUUGUCCUCCUAACUUUGCUCUCCCAAACAAUGCCGGAGGCUGGUGCAAUCCACCCCUCCAGCACUUCGACAUGGCUCAGCCUGCCUGGGAAAAGAUCGGUAUCUACAGAGGCGGAAUUGUGCCCGUUUUGUUCCAAAGGGUUCCUUGCAAGAAGCAUGGUGGAGUGAGGUUCACGAUCAAUGGAAGAGACUAUUUCGAGCUUGUUAUGAUUAGCAAUGUUGGUGGCGCAGGAUCUAUCCAGUCUGUGUCCAUCAAGGGAUCCAAAACUGGGUGGAUGGCAAUGUCAAGGAACUGGGGAGCUAACUGGCAAUCCAACGCCUAUCUCAAUGGCCAAUCAUUGUCGUUCAGGGUCACCACUACUGAUGGUGUGACUCGACUAUUUCCUGACAUCGUGCCUGCAAAUUGGGGUUUUGGCCAGACUUUCUCUAGCAAACUACAAUUCUAAGUUUAGUAUUUAAAGUUCAGGGUUUGGGGUUUAGUUUCCGGCAGAGGUGUGCUUAUUAUUUUACAAAAGCUGCCCGCCAUAUCGUAUGAGAUGAAGUGAAUGAAUCCUUGAACUCUUACAUUACCUUUUUAUGCUUUUCAUAUACGAAAGUGGAACCAAGUUUAAAACUAUUUGAAGUGGUCGUAAUUAACUGUCAAUAAGAAGCCCAAGCAAAACAUUGCAGCUUCACCAUUUUGUAAAUUUUGAUUUCACAUAUUAAUGUGUUUAUGAUUCAUUCUA